AUCAGGGAGACCAGACCAAGCAACUUGCCUCCACUGUCACUUACAGACCUCUACCAGUAGCGCAUCUUCAUUAUGCUGGGCCCAAUCGUCGGAUCCGCCAUGCUCCUGGUCGCUACCGCGAUCUUUCUCUACUACACGACCUGGACUCUGUUGAUGCCCUUCGUCGACCCGGGUCACCCUCUCCACGAUCUCUUCCCUCCCCGUGUCUGGGCCAUCCGCAUCCCCGUCUUCCUUACUCUGCUCGGUUCCGCCGUGGUUGGCACGUUCAUAGGCAUCGUGAUGAUCAACAGCAACAAGAAGAAGGCAGCUAAGGCCAAGGCGGCCGCGGCAAAGAAGAAGACUUAAGCUUGCUCUGAUCGCAGACGUGGCGUUGGGUGGAUGGGUUGGGUGUGAACAUGGCGACUUGGAACAGGUGGCAUCAUCUUAUUAACAGUGUAACAUUACUUUUUCCUUCUUCCCAACAGUUGCCCUUGAUUGGGUUGUUCAGUCAGCAGAGCGUUCAAUUACACCAUCCGCAUUCCUCGCAGUCUGCAAGCUUGCCGCGUGGGUAGGUAGGAAGGGGGGGCGACGGGGAGGGUGCGAUGACGAGCGCCGACGACAUGCCCGGAUGCCGCCCAGACCUCAGGCGAAGCGUUCCUGGUUUCCCUUCCUUCUUUACCCUCAAUAGCCACCGCGUAAUAUUUUGGUCACGGCCCGGGUCUCAACCGAU
This is a messenger RNA of Aspergillus ibericus CBS 121593, 709 nucleotides long. Its product is annotated as dolichol phosphate-mannose biosynthesis regulatory protein. The transcript is spliced from 3 exons. Gene Ontology annotation, molecular function: enzyme regulator activity. The record is from RefSeq and is a predicted model, not a curated record. Gene Ontology annotation, cellular component: dolichol-phosphate-mannose synthase complex; endoplasmic reticulum membrane. The coding region runs from base 73 to 345 and encodes 90 amino acids. Lineage: Eukaryota; Fungi; Ascomycota; Eurotiomycetes; Eurotiales; Aspergillaceae. Gene Ontology annotation, biological process: GPI anchor biosynthetic process.